GUAGCAGCUAGAGGCCCGGAGGGGAGGGGAGAGUGACCAUGAGUCUGAGUGACAGGCAGCGAGGACAGGAGCCAAUAUAUAUAAGGAAGGCUCUCGAGCGCGCAGGUUUCAGUAGCGGCGCUGAGCGCAGGCUGGGAACACGAGGCCAAGAGCCACAGCUCAAGCCGCCUCAGGGCACUGUGUCCAGCCACUAGCCGGCUUGCAGUCCCAGGAUUAGCCAGAGGACACGUCCUCAGCGCGGCCGCCGCCCAGCCGCCCUCACCUGGAUUACCUACUGCCGCAAUUUGAGCGGAGCUAGCGAGAAGGCGAGGCGGGAGGAAAGCCCCGAGCGGCGCCUGGCUUUUCAGAGACUCCUCCAGCGGGUGGACACUCGGCGAAGCGGCGUUCCGAACAGAGCCAGCUUCAGGGCGGGCGGGUAGAGAGAGCGACGCCCCAGGGAAUGGCAGCCGCGUCCCGUAGCGCCUCUGUUUGGGCGCUACUGUUGCUGGUGGCACUUUGGCAGCAGCGCGCGGCGGGCUCCGGAGUCUUCCAGCUGCAUCUGCAGGAGUUUGCCAACGAGCGCGGUGUACUGGCCAGCGGGCGGCCGUGCGAACCCGGCUGCCGGACCUUCUUCCGCGUCUGCCUUAAGCACUUCCAGGCGGUCGUCUCACCCGGGCCCUGCACCUUCGGCAGCGUCUCUACACCUGUGUUGGGCACCAACUCCUUCGCGGUCGGGGACGACAGUAGCGGCGGGGGACGCAACCCUCUCCAAUUGCCUUUCAAUUUCACCUGGCCGGGUACCUUCUCACUCAUCAUCGAAGCUUGGCACGCGCCGGGAGACGACCUGCGGCCAGAGGCCAUGCCACCGAACGCACUCAUCAGCAAGAUCACCAUCCAGGGCUCCCUAGCUGUGGGCCAGAACUGGUUACUGGAUGAGCAGACCGGCCCUCUCCCAACAAGGCUGCGCUAUUCUUACCGGGUCAUCUGCAGUGACAACUACUAUGGGGACAGCUGCUCACGCCUGUGCAAGAAGCGCAAUGACCACUUCGGCCACUACGUGUGCCAGCCAGAUGGCAGCCUGUCCUGCCUGCCAGGCUGGACUGGGGAGUACUGCGAACAGCCUGUCUGUCUUUCUGGCUGUCAUGAACAGAAUGGCUACUGCAGCAAGCCAGCGGAGUGCAUCUGCCGUCCAGGCUGGCAGGGCCGCCUGUGCAAUGAGUGCAUCCCCCACAACGGCUGUCGCCAUGGCACCUGCAGCACCCCCUGGCAAUGUACCUGUGAUGAGGGCUGGGGAGGCCUAUUCUGUGACCAAGAUCUCAACUAUUGUACGCACCACUCCCCAUGCAAGAAUGGGGCAACAUGCUCCAACAGUGGGCAGCGGAGCUACACUUGCACUUGUCGCCCAGGCUACACUGGUGUGGACUGUGAGCUGAAACUCAGCGAGUGUGACAGCAACCCCUGUCGCAAUGGAGGCAGCUGUAAGGACAAAGAAGAUGGCUACCACUGCUUGUGUCCCCCAGGCUACUAUGGUCUACACUGUGAACACAGCACCUUGAGCUGUGCUGACUCCCCUUGCUUCAAUGGGGGCUCCUGCCAGGAGCGCAACCAGGGGGCCAGCUAUGCCUGCGAAUGCCCCCCCAACUUCACUGGCUCUAACUGCGAGAAGAAAGUGGACAGAUGUACCAGUAACCCAUGUGCCAAUGGGGGCCAGUGCCUGAAUCGAGGUCCGAACCGCAUAUGCCGCUGCCGUCCUGGAUUCACAGGCACCCACUGUGAACUCCACAUCAGCGACUGUGCCCGCAACCCUUGCGCCCAUGGCGGCACUUGCCAUGACCUGGAGAAUGGGCUCGUGUGCACCUGCCCUGCUGGCUUCUCUGGCCGGCGUUGUGAGGUGCGGACACCCAGCGACGCCUGUGCCUCAGGACCCUGCUUAAAUGGGGCCACCUGCUACACUGACCUCUCCCCGGAAAAUUUCGUCUGCAACUGCCCAUAUGGCUUUGUGGGCAUCCACUGCCAGUUCUCUAUGAGCAUACCACCUAGCUUCCCCUGGGUGGCUGUCUCCUUAGGUGUGGGGCUGGUGGUGGUACUGGUGUUGCUGGGCAUGGUGGCAGUGGCUGUGCGGCAGCUGCGGCUUCGGCGGCCGGACAACGGCAGCAGGGAGGCCAUGAACAACUUGUCGGACUUCCAAAAGGACAACCUAAUUCCUGCUGCCCAGCUCAAGAACACAAACCAGAAGAAGGAGCUAGAAGUGGACUGUGGCCUGGACAAGUCCAACUGUGGCAAACAGCAGAACCACACAUUGGACUAUAAUCUGGCCCCAGGGCCCCUGGGACGGGGGACCAUGCUGGGGAAGUAUUCCCACAGUGACAAGAGCUUAGGGGAGAAGGCGCCACUGCGGUUACACAGUGAAAAGCCAGAGUGUCGGAUAUCAGCGAUAUGUUCCCCCAGGGACUCCAUGUACCAGUCUGUGUGUUUGAUAUCAGAGGAGAGGAACGAAUGUGUCAUUGCCACGGAGGUAUAAGGUAGGAGCCUCCCAGGACAUCCCAGCUUGGCCCAGCAGCUAGAGCUUCCUUCUGCAUUGUUUACAUUGCAUCCUGGAUGGGACAUUUUUAAUACGCAACGUGCUGCUCUCAGGAGGAAGAGGGAAUGGCAUGAACUGGACAGACUGUGAACUUGCCAAGAGAUGCAGUACUUUCCACACUUUUGGGUGUCUGUCUGGCAUCAGAUUGGCAGCCACGCCAGCCAGGGGAACAGAGAAGAGGAGAGGUGCCACUUGGAUCUGCCUUGCCAGCGGUGGUCGUCAGAGGGUUCCUUUGGGGCUCUGGCCUAUUUUCUAGAGGGAGUAGCAGUGGUCCUGUGGGGCCUGGAGCUGCAGUGGCCUCCACUGGCAUCUGUGUUUCCAAAAGUGCCUUUGGCCCAGGCUUUAUGGCGACAGCUGGGUCCAAAUCAGAAAGGAGAGAGGAGGCCAGUAAGGGCAGGGCCAUCUGUGGGCGAGGAAACCAUUGGGUGCGGCUCUUGGCAGGAGUUGCUCUGCAGGUGAGGUAAGCGCCCGGAGCGGGAGGAGCACUUGCUGCCUCAUGCCUCCAAUUACUGCAUGUGGGCCUUGCUCAUAACACAACCCAGCCUGUCCCUGGCCCAGGCCCUCUGGGCAAGGAUGUUGGUAAGCCUUACCUGGCUUCCACAGCCUGCAGCCUUAGGUAUCUCUGGGCUCCUGUGAGAAGACAGGUGGAGGGCCAGCCAGGGGUGCCAGGCCUAUGUGGGGAGCUCAGGGCAGUGAUGUUGGAAAUUGCAGUGAGAGAGAAACUGGGUGUUGUCAUCACCUAGGCCCAUUCCUAUGGCCUUGAGCCUGGGCUCUGCCCAUGCCCACUGCUGCCCCCAGCUGAUCUUCAGAAAUCAAUAAUAUGAGUUUUUAUUUUGUUUGUUUUUUGUAGUUUAUUUUGGAGUCUAGUAUUUCAGUAAUUUAAGAAUCAGAAGCACUGACCUUUCUACAUUUUAUAACAUUAUUUUGUAUAUAAUGUGUAUUUAUAAUAUGGAACAGAUGUGUACAGGAAUUUAUUA
Hipposideros armiger (great roundleaf bat) is the source of this 3537-nucleotide messenger RNA. It is a transcript of the gene DLL4, whose product is annotated as delta like canonical Notch ligand 4. Gene Ontology annotation, biological process: cell communication; Notch signaling pathway; multicellular organism development. Gene Ontology annotation, cellular component: membrane. Gene Ontology annotation, molecular function: calcium ion binding. The transcript is spliced from 11 exons. The record is from RefSeq and is a predicted model, not a curated record. Bases 440 to 2500 code for a protein of 686 amino acids. Lineage: Eukaryota; Metazoa; Chordata; Mammalia; Chiroptera; Hipposideridae.